AAAGUGGAUGUAGCGAACCACAAACUGAAGUCUUUUUUUCUAGGCAAUGCUGAACCCAGCAAGUGUUUGCCAGACUUGACCCUCGCCAAUUUUUCUCUCACCCUCCCGGAGCUUCACCGCGUUUUCUUAACAUACAAGCACUGCCGGAAUUUUCUAGGCAAUGCUGAACCCAGCAAGUGUUUGCCAGACUUGACCCUCGCCAAUUUUUCUCUCACCCUCCCGGAGCUUCACCGCGUUUUCUUAACAUACAAGCACUGCCGGAACUUAGAGGUCUCCAUUGGUGGCAAGCACAUCAGGCUGGUAUUCCUUCUGGGGCGCUCGGAAACCAAAAUCCAGGUGCAGCCCCUGCACCAGCUGCUGGCUUACGAGAGCCAGGAGUUUAAUGACAUCUUGCAGUGGGAUUUCAUUGACAACUUCUUCAACUUGACCCUCAAGGAGCUGCAUUUCCUCCGCUGGUUCACGGAGGACUGCCUGCACGCCAGGUUUGUGCUGAAGGGCGACGACGAUGUUUUUGUCAACACUUACAACAUCGUGGAGUUCCUCCAAGAGCUGGACCCUGAGCAGGAUCUCUUUGUUGGGGAUGUGAUUGCCAACGCCCGGCCCAUCAGGAACACCAAGGUCAAGUACUUCAUUCCAGAGUCCAUGUACAGAGCCUCCUUCUACCCUCACUACGCGGGUGGAGGGGGCUAUGUAAUGUCUAGAGAGACAGUGCGCCGCCUGCAGAGCACCGCCGAGGAUGUGGAGCUCUUCCCCAUCGAUGAUGUCUUUGUGGGAAUGUGUCUGGCAAAGAUGGGGGUGACUCCGAAGAACCACGCUGGCUUCAAGACUUUCGGGAUCCAGAGACCUUUCAAUGCUUUUGAUCCGUGCUUGUACAAAGAGCUCAUGAUUGUGCACAGACUGAACCCGACCGAGAUGUGGAUCAUGUGGACACUGGUGAAGGAUGACAGCAUCCGGUGUGCGGUGUCAGUAACGCACAGCUACAGAGGGGGCUGA
Molecule: messenger RNA, 993 nt
Organism: Mesitornis unicolor (brown roatelo)
Lineage: Eukaryota; Metazoa; Chordata; Aves; Mesitornithiformes; Mesitornithidae
Gene: B3GNT4
Product: UDP-GlcNAc:betaGal beta-1,3-N-acetylglucosaminyltransferase 4
Exons: 2
Cellular component (GO): membrane
Molecular function (GO): hexosyltransferase activity
Source: RefSeq, a predicted model, not a curated record